Molecule: messenger RNA, 1029 nt
Organism: Aureobasidium musti
Lineage: Eukaryota; Fungi; Ascomycota; Dothideomycetes; Dothideales; Saccotheciaceae
Source: the annotation of a GenBank genome assembly
CUGUCUUCACGCUGUGCCCGCACCGCAUUUGGUGCAGCAAGGUCAAACACCGUUCGCACUUUUGCAAUUUCUGCUCGUCAGCAGAAUGCCUCAAAGUCUGACCUUGACCAAUUGAAGAACCCUCCCAAGGGAAACCCCAUUGUCUCUGGUCGUGGUGCCCCAGAACCACCUUCAGACGAGUCUGCCAACUUGAAAGACAACUACAACGCUGCAUCAUAUCUUGGAACGACCAAGCGCCUACCAGAGUUUGCGCUCAACGACAAAGUAGUGUUGGUGACUGGUGCCGCACGUGGACUGGGAUUGGUGCAGGCCGAGGCCUUGCUUGAGGCUGGCGCAACCGUCUAUGCUCUGGACCGCCUUCCUGAACCCAGCGAGGACUUCUACCGCAUUCAAAGACGGGCAGCUGAAGAGCUCGGUACUACAUUCCACUAUCGCCAGAUCGAUGUUCGCGAUGUGCCGCAAUUGAAUGAGAUCAUUGAAGACAUUUCCAACAAGGAGGGUCGUAUGGAUGGACUCGUGGCUGCAGCAGGUAUCCAGCAAGAAACAACGGCGCUCGAGUACACAGCCAAGGAUGCGAACACCAUGUUCGAGGUCAACAUAACAGGAGUCUUCAUGACGGCACAGGCAGUGGCCAAGCAGAUGAUCAAGCAUGGAAACGGCGGAAGCAUGGCUUUCAUUGCAUCCAUGAGCGGCACUGUCGCCAACAGGGAAACCAACAGGNGACUGAUCUGCGCGGCAUACAACUCGAGCAAGGCAGGCGUGAUCCAAUUGGCAAGAAAUCUGGCAAGUGAGUGGGGCCAGCAUGGAAUUCGCGUCAACACCAUCUCGCCGGGAUACAUUGUGACGGCGAUGGUGGAGGCACUGUUUGUCAAGUACCNNCCGAGACGGCGCGAGUGGCCAACACAGAACAUGCUGGGAAAGCUGAGCAAGCCCGAAGAGUACCGUGGAGCAGCCGUGUUCCUGAUCAGCGAUGCCAGCUCGUUCAUGACGGGUAGCGAUAUGCGUAUUGAUGGUGGACACUGUGCUUGG